CGAUCCCCCUGGCGAAGACAGCGCGCGCUUCUGUCCCGUCUUUACAGAAGCAGCGGCGUGAAGCGAGAUGACCGUCUGCGUGCGGCUGCGUGUGGAUCUCUUGAACGCCGGUGGCAGGGGACUGACAGACAAUAAAGAGGCGCGAGAGUGGGAGACCGUUUGCGAUUAGUGCGGCACGACUGAAGCACGGGAAGGCGAGUUGUACGUUGACGGAAUAAACCGAAGGCUGGACGCCGCAUUCAGGUUGUAGAGUUUUAAACAAGACAAGGACAGAUUUGGAAUACAGUGUGCGCGAUGAAAGGGGCGCUUAGUGGAUUCAUCAAGUCCCCGUUUUAUGUCGCAUUUCGUUAAUAUUUUAUUUUGCCGUGCUGGGGUGUGUAUGAUAUUUUUGUUUUUCGUUUGAUUUAGUCAGUGUGUGUUCCGAUACAAAUAUUUCUGUGAAUCCUGUUUCGUUGAUUUGUGUGUCUGUGUGCAUGUGUGUACGUGAGUGUGCGUUCCCUGGAGUCACUGGGGGGACAACAGGGGAUUUUCUCAAUGGCACGACGAGAAGAUUUAGCGCUACACUAAAAUUGUGUUUCACUCUCCGGGGAGUCAGAGAUGGGAGACUUCGUGCAGAUCAACGAACCCGGCCAACAGAUAUCUCAUAACUACUGCUAACAGCGAUAAGGAUGACCCCUGCUCGGCCGGUAUGUGUGUCUGUGCUGUCGUCCCUGCUGGCGCUGGCAUGGGGUCAGGACUCCUCCUCCUCCCCCUCCUCCUCCUUCUUCGCGUGCUCCUCCAUGGUGCAGGGUGUCCUGUACGGCUCCUUCUCCCUGAGGGACCUGUUCCCCUCCCCCAUCACCCCGGGCUGCUCCUGGACUGUGGAGAACCCCGACCCCACCAAAUACACGCUGUUCGUGCGCUUCAGGCACCACGGCCCCGCCUGCCAGGCCUUCGCGCCCGUGCUCCUCCCCCUCGACCACUACCUGGCCAAUCAGAGCUGUGCCGCGCCCGUCCCGGCCGACCCGGAGCUGGUGGACCUGUGCCAGCCCUCCGGGUCCCACGCCUUCAUGCAGUUCGACAAGAACUUUGUGCAGCUGUGCCUGACGACGGCUCCCGCGCCCACGGCCACGCCCACCGCCACGCCCACUGACGACCCCGUCACCAUGGAGAUGCUGGCCUUCCACCUGGUGGAGGUGCUGCUGAUCAACAACGAGAACUCCAGCCAGUUCACCUGCGGGGUGCUGUGCCGCUGGUUCGAGGAGUGUCUGCGUUCGGGCCGGGAGAGUGAGGGCUGUGGGAUCACCCAAACCGGCUGCAUCUGCCCCGAUGCCGACAUGACCCCGCCCUUCCUGCUCACGCCUGCCACGCCCAACAAUGACUCCGCCCACCGCCACACCCCCGACGUGCUCCCGGCUCCGCCCGACGACUGCUGCGUGACUCAGACGCCCUCGCUGCACGCCAUCGCCCUGGUGCCCCGGGACGUCCCGCACGACUCUGAAGAGGACGAUCUGAGAGUGAAGACGCAGCGACCUCGAUCUGUCGACCUGCCGGGACUUUACCAGGCCCAGACAGGUGACCCAGCAGCGGAGGAGUGGUCGCAGUGGAGCAUGUGUUCUCUGACCUGUGGGCAGGGCUUGCAGGUCCGCACGCGCUCCUGUGUCGCCUCCCCCUACGGAACCCUCUGCAGUGGCCCGCUGAGGGAGUCCCGUGUCUGUAACAACACCGUCACCUGCCCAGUGCAUGGGCUGUGGGAGGAGUGGUCUCCGUGGAGCCUGUGUUCAGUCACGUGUGGGCGUGGCUCUCGAACCCGGACCCGGAGCUGCGUGGCCCCUCAGCACGGGGGGAAGACCUGCGGAGGCCCAGAGCUGCAGUCCAAACUCUGCAACAUCGCCGUGUGCCCAGUGGAGGGUCAGUGGUGGGACUGGUCGUCAUGGUCGCGGUGUUCAGUCAGCUGUGGGGGAGGGGUGCAGCACAGGCAGAGGAGGUGUAGGGUUUCGGUUCACGGCUGGACAGAGUGUAGGGGGGCACACGCUGAGACCCGUCAGUGCAGCAGCCAGGACUGUGGGGGUGGGGGUAACUGGGGCAGUUGGAACCAGUGGGGCAGUUGCUCGAAGACGUGUGAUUCGGGGUGGCAGCGGCGGCUGCGGAUGUGCCAAGGGGUGGGGCUUCAGGGGUACCCCUGUGAGGGCAGUGGGGAGGAAGUCAGGGCGUGCAACGACAGGAAGUGUCCAGCUCCUCACCAGAUGUGUAAGGAUGAGCACAGAGAAGCUGUGAGCUGGAAGAGUGCUGCAGCUGGAGACACUGUGUACAGCAAGUGUCCCUCAAACGCUACUGGCUCUGCUAGUCGUCGGUGCUUGCUGGACUCUAAGGGAGUUGCUUACUGGGGUCCUCCGACCUUCGCCCGAUGCGUCUCACUGGAGUUCCGAUAUUUACAUCUAUCACAGCUGCGAGAGCAUCUUUCGAAGGGUCAGAGGACCCUGGCAGGGGAGGGCAUGUCCCAGAUCGUGAGGAGUCUUCACCAGCUGAUGUCCCGCCGCCGCUAUCACAGCGGGGACCUCUUAUUCUCAGUGGAGAUUCUCCGAAAUGUGACCGACACCUUCAAACGAGCAACCUACGUCCCAGCUCCCGACGAUGUGCAGAAGUUCUUCCAGAUUAUCAGCUUUAUGUUGGAUGUGGAAAACCGUGGAAAGUGGGAGGAUGCUCAGCAGGUCUCCCCUGGCUCAGUGCUGCUGAUGAGAGUGGUAGAGGAUUUUAUCCACCUGGUGGGCGAGGCUCAGAAGGCCUUCCAGAGUUCCCUCAUCAUCACUGACAACCUGAUGCUGACGGUCCAGCGCGAGCCAGCGUCGGCCGUCUCCAGUGAUGUGAACUUCCCCAUGAAGGGCCGCAGAGGGAUGAAGGACUGGGCGCGCUCCUCGGAGGACAAACUCUUCAUCCCCAAGGAGGUCUUCACCCUGGCCUCUGAAGAAUCAGAUGAAACAUCUUACUUUGUGAUCGGAGCAGUCCUGUAUCGAACCCUCGGCUUCAUAUUGCCACCUCCACAGAGCCCCUUGGUGGUCAGUUCCAAGGUGCUGACGGUGACCGUGCGACCACCACCCAAAGACACGGAGGGCACGGUGGCGGUAGAGCUGUCCUCUCUGCUGAACGGCACCUCUGAUCAUCAGUGUGUCACUCUGGAGUACUGGAACACGGAGGAUGCUGAUUACUGGGACACUGAAGGCUGUCAGACUCUCCCGUCUCCAUCACUUCAUACCAAGUGCCUCUGCAGCCGGCUGUCCACCUUCGCUGUGCUAGGACAACAACCCAGAGCACAGGUGGUCGGCCCCUCCAGACUGCCCUCUGUGCCCCUGAUGAUUGGGUGUGGCGUUUCCUGUACAGCUCUGUUCAUUCUGCUGGUGCUGUACGCUGCCCUCUGGAGGUUUAUUCGGUCCGAGCGCUCCAUGAUUCUGCUGAAUUUCAGUGUGGCCAUCCUGGCCUCUAAUGUCCUCAUCUUGCUGGGACAGUCCCACAGCCUGGGCAGAGUGAGUCAGGUGCUCUGCACAAUCACUGCCAUCGCUCUGCACUUCUUCUUCCUGUCUUCCUUCUGCUGGGUGUUAGCAGAGGCGUGGCAGUCUUACCUGGCCGUCAACGGCAACACCAGAACACGCUUCAUUCGCAAGCGCUUCCUGUGUCUGGGCUGGGGUCUUCCAGCUCUUGUUGUCGCAGUGUCAGUGGGGUUCACCAGGGCGAGAGGCUAUGGCUCAGCCAGCUCCUGCUGGCUAUCUCUGGAGGGUGGGUUGCUCUACGCCUUUGUGGGUCCUGCUGCUGUCAUUGUAUUGGUGAACAUGCUGAUCGGCAUCGUCAUCUUCAACAAGCUGGUGUCCAGGGACGGAAUAUCAGACAAGUCCAAAAAACAGAAAGCUGGUCCACAGCCACACGGUCUUGUUCCCAAAUAUUCCAGGUGUGGAGUGAACUCACACAGCACCCUGCCCAAGACCAUCGCCACCAACGCCACGGCGUCCCUGUGGAGCUCCUGUGUGGUGCUCCCCCUGCUGGCUCUCACCUGGAUGUCAGCGGUCCUGGCCAUCACCGACCGGAGCUCCACACUGUUCCAGGUGCUCUUCGCCGUGUUCGACGCCCUGCAGGGCGUGGUCAUCAUCAGCGUGCAUGGCGCACUGAGGCGAGAGGUGCAGGACGCAUUGUGUGGUCGUAUGGGCGUCUGUAAGGAUGACAGUGAGAACUCUCCAGAUUCCUGCAAGAAUGGCCAGACAGACUUUGAAAAAGAUGUGGAUCUGGCCUGUCAGACAGUCAUUUUUAAGGAGCCCACUAUUUCAGGAACACUGUCCCGCAUCUCCUUGGAUGACGAGGACGACCCCAAACUGGCGGGAAACAAGGAGGUGGGCGUGAACCUGGGCGGCCUGCCGGGCCUCGUGGCCCCGCCCACCCUGCUGGUGCAGGCCCCGCCCCUCGGGGUCGAGCCGCAGCUGAAGGAGGUGAACGUGGAGCAGCAGGGGGCGCCGGUGUACCUGUGCACGGAGAGCGGGCUGGGCUGGGUGGGGUCGGGGGGCGGGGCCGGGGGCCUGGGCGGGGCUGAGCGGGACUACAUGGUGCUGCCAGGGAGGACGGGGGGCCUCCAAACCCCGCCCCUCAGGGGUGAGGAGAAGAACAUGGCUGUGCAUGACUCCGCCCUCCCCGCGGUGUCGGCCCUGCGAUUGGCUGACGGGAAGGCGCUGUACAGCUUUGCGUCCAUGGAUCACCUCAACGUCAACCUGACCCCGCCCUGCCGGACGCUCCGCCCCCUGCCCGCCCACACGCUGCACUUCAAACCACACCCCUCCGUCCGUCACAUCCUCUCUGGCUCCGCCCACCGCACUCGUACCCUCCCCCGGAAACUGGGCCACACCCACACCAGCCUGUCCGUGGGCUCACUGGAGAGGAAAAGAGUACAGUACUCUGAGCUCGACUUUGAGAAGGUGAUGCACACGCGGCAGAGACACAACGAGCUGUACCACGAGCUCAACCACCCCCCCGAGUUCCACACCCCCGGCCCCAAACGCAGGGACCCGACUGCAUCCAGCGUCAGGAGGGAGAGACGCUGGAGCAUCUCAUCUACAGAAGGGGAGAAUAAUUCCUCCAGCGACAGGACCCCUCCCGACGACCAGCACCCCUGUGACAAUGUCAGGACAGUCACCUUUGACCCCUCAUGUGCGCCCGCUGAAAAGAUGGACAAAUUGGAGCUAAACCAAAUUUGGGGAACUGCCCCCGCAACUACACCCGAAACCGAGGGAGACUUCCAGACUGAAGUCUGAGUGCUCAGCGGGCACUCAGAAGAGGGGAGGGGCCACCGCAGAGCUUCCUGGCCAAUCACAGCACUCGGUUCAUUGCCACAGAACCUUCCGAGUGGAAACAAAGAUGUGAGGAGGGUGGGGAUUGGGCAGAGCUGAAGAUGCAGAUGGAGAGGAACACGCAGGGAAAUCAUCCGCUGGGACAGCAGCGCCGGGGGCCGGUCACUUCCGCGGCAGUACAAACAUAACGGGUCAUUUCUGAAGCUCUGAACUGCCGGUCCGUCCACUGCAGCAUCCCGGGACCAUCCACCAAACCCCCCAAACGUCCCUUAAGCCCCUCCCUCUCCCCGGGAGGGGUGCAGACGCCCUGCUUGUUGGUGUGACUUCAACCCCCGUUCGCCCUUUUGUACAAUGAGACUGCACAAAGUAGACCCCGCCCUUUUCAUAUGAUGUUUUUGUAUGAAAAUAAAUUUUCAAAUUGAGUCAAAAAAUUUA
Molecule: messenger RNA, 5738 nt
Organism: Anguilla anguilla (European eel)
Lineage: Eukaryota; Metazoa; Chordata; Actinopteri; Anguilliformes; Anguillidae
Product: adhesion G protein-coupled receptor B2-like
Exons: 33
Coding region: 669-5267 (1532 amino acids)
Biological process (GO): peripheral nervous system development; adenylate cyclase-activating G protein-coupled receptor signaling pathway; negative regulation of angiogenesis
Cellular component (GO): plasma membrane
Molecular function (GO): G protein-coupled receptor activity
Source: RefSeq, a predicted model, not a curated record